AAUAUGAUUUGCUUUUUUUCUCUUUAUUCUAUUAAAUAUGUUAUCAACAAAAUCAAUCUAUCUUCAAUAUUUGUAGAUAUCAGGUAAAUUUUCAAAUUCUUUUUUACUUGAUUUACUUUGUAUAUUACGUAUAUUAAUAUUAGGUUUUUUAUGUAAACUAGGUAAAGAAGAACCUGCAAUUUAAUUAUAUUUUAAUAGACUAUUCGAAACAUCAUUUAAUAUUUAUUCAUCGGUUUCAGGAGGUUAAUAAGGUGCAUAUUUAUAUUAUUAUUCAAUUUAUUCAAUUUAUUUCAUAUAUUUAUUAGAAAUGUAUCCUGGUCCAUUAUUUUUGAGGGAAUUUAUGAAAUUUUCUGAAGCUGCUUAAAGUCUGUUUUAUUCUUCUUUUCUAGUUUUAAUCUUGCUAAUAUUAUGGAGGACUUUUUAUUAUUUUUCAAGUUAUAUUUUUCUCUCAAUUUAAUCGUUUUCUUAUUUUCUUAACUCAUAUUAUUUAAAAAUAGCUUCAUUAAUAUUAUUAAAGACUUAUAGAUUUUUCUAGUUUUUUUAUUGUCGGGUUUUAUUCAUUUUUCUUAUAAACAUAUUGGCCUCAUGUUUUGCUUAUAUAUCGUCUGAUAUUUUGAUCAUUUCUUUUAUUUGAUUAUUUUGCUUUAUUAUUGGUAAAAUUUCCUUAUUAUGAUUAUUAUAAUGAGAACCAUUAUUAUUUUUUAAUGAAGAAAUAGAUUAUUUUUGUAUGAUUUCCGGUUGUUUUUAUAUUUAGUGACGUAGAAGUUAUAUUUCCCUAUU
Ichthyophthirius multifiliis is the source of this 780-nucleotide messenger RNA. RefSeq lists its product as hypothetical. NCBI's taxonomy places the organism in Eukaryota, Ciliophora, Oligohymenophorea, Hymenostomatida. The record is from RefSeq and is a predicted model, not a curated record. The transcript has a single exon.